ACCCUAUAGACUCUUUCCCCGCGCGGUAGACCAAAACUCAUCUCAAAUUCUUUCCAAUUGAUUUGUAUGUCAUCUUUGAUAUCUCCUCCACUGUUUCCUCUUGAUAGAACCGUAGACCAGCAACUGUAAGCCCGGUACUUCUUGACCUGGACUCAGGUCCUAUAAAUCGCCCCACUUCAACCAGGCAGGAGAGCCAAGCAAUUCCGCCUUACACGCAGGCAGGCAGGCGAAUUUACCCCGCCAUCCAGCGUGAGCCUCACCUCACUUCACCUCUCAACCAUCACCUCACCUCAUCCCACCUCACUCGACCUAUCACUCACUCACUCACUCACUCACUCACCCAACUCAGCCCAAUCUCUACUUUAACACCUUAAACCCCAUGCCCCUACGAAGCAAACUAAAUUUCGACCCUCACACCACCACAACGACAUCCACGGCCCCAACAGCAGCAAAUCCAACAUCACCCAAAAUGGCCACCACCCAGACAAAAGACCGCAUAACCUGCCACGUCCUAGACACAUCAGCCGGAAAACCAGCCCGCAACGUCCGCGUCCAACUCUCCACCACCAUCCCGUCCCCCGCCAACACCACAACCGCCGGCACUUCGUCCCCCGGCGCGCCAUCCGGAGGCAUCCUCAAAGAAUUCGAAUCCACCACAGACGAAGACGGCCGCGUCAAAUCCUGGCUCCCCUUCUCCUCCGCCACCUCGUCGGGCGAAGUCCCCGUCUACACCCUCGACGACGUCCUCGGCGAGAUAGAAGCCACUUCCACCGCGACCUCGUCCCGCUGGACGCUAAAGUUCGACACGGCGUCCUACUUUGGCGGCGAGGACGAGACCUUCUUCCCCGAGGCCGUGGUGGUUUUCACGGUGAAGAGGGGCCAGCAUUAUCAUGUUCCGUUGCUGUUGAGCCCGUACAGCUAUACCACCUACCGGGGCAGCUAAUCUUUUUGUCCGAAUGUCAAGGCCAUAACGGGGGGAGAAUUCGGAUUUUGCGGAGGGAAUGAGGUGAGCUGGUUCAUGGCUGUGAGUGGGAUAGCUCCAUGGGGAUAGAGAACCGAAAAGAGGGAUUCAUGUGAUGGGCUAGUCUCUGAUAUGAAGGUCCGGCUGAUGCAUCCAUGGGUUCGUUACAUUUUGCUUUGGGGGUGCCUGAAGUACUAUGGUAGCUCACAUGUCAAGAAAUAUCAAGGUCACUAGGGCGGAUCGAUCAUCACGUUCAAAGGGCAGAAGAAAGGAUCAAGUGAAUAGUGCAAAGGAAUUGCAACUAAACGAUAGA
This is a messenger RNA of Colletotrichum acutatum, 1274 nucleotides long. RefSeq lists its product as uncharacterized. NCBI's taxonomy places the organism in Eukaryota, Fungi, Ascomycota, Sordariomycetes, Glomerellales, Glomerellaceae. The coding region runs from base 380 to 943 and encodes 187 amino acids. The transcript has a single exon. Gene Ontology annotation, biological process: purine nucleobase metabolic process. Gene Ontology annotation, molecular function: hydroxyisourate hydrolase activity. The record is from RefSeq and is a predicted model, not a curated record.